UAACGUUGGUACGAAUUAAAAAUAUUUUUUCAUGGUUAAAAAAUAAAAAAUACUUGGAAGUGUUUUGAAAAAGUACUUCAAAAAAUAUUGUAAAUUGAUUGUAGUAAUUUAAGAAACAAAUUAAGAAUGAAGAAAACGAUUUUCGUUCAAGUAAUCUGGAUAUUUUGCGUCUUGUUUGAAAGUUCUAAGGCAAUUUCACGCCAAUGGGAACCCCAGAUUGCUUCAUUAUGUGAGAAUGGGCACUCAUAUCAUCCACAACAAUUGUCAGAUGAUGGAAAAUGGAUUACUAAUUUGAACGCAAAAGCCCCCACAGCUUGUUUGAAAGACAAAAUUGACCUUCUGAAUUAUUGCAAAAUGGUCUAUCCCGACAGAGAUAUUACUAACAUUGUAGAGUCCUCACAUUAUCAAAAGAUUGGAAAUUGGUGUUCAACUAACGUUUCAAAUUUAAAUAAGUGUAAGGGAACAACACGAUGGGUUAAGCCAUUCAGAUGUUUAGAAGGUCCGUUCCAAUCCGAUGCUCUGUUAGUUCCCGAGGGAUGUUUGUUUGAUCAUAUUCAUAAUGCAUCCCGAUGUUGGUCCUUUAUGAAGUGGAACCAAACAGGUGGUUUAGCAUGCAAGGAGAGGAAUAUGCAAAUCCGAAGUUUCGCCAUGUUACUUCCUUGUGGAAUUUCACUAUUUUCUGGAGUAGAAUUUGUUUGCUGUCCAAAGAAUUUAAAAAUGCCUGCUCGAGUAAAGAAAACUGAUUUACCUGUCACUUUUGAUGACGAAGAAACUGAUCCAAAACUGUACGGUGAUGUAAUGACCGACUCAGAAAAAUCUGACAGCGAAAACGACGAAGACAUAGAUGGUGAAGAUGCAGAAGUUAAUGAUUAUGAUGACGAUUAUGAUUCUGAUGAAAGAAGUGAUGAAAUCGAAGCCAGCACUCAAUCAACUGUUCCCUCCACAAGUCCAACAACGCUAAAUUUCAUGGUUGAUGAAAGCACUACUGAAAUGUCUGAUUUAGCUAAAUCCGGUUUUUCUGAUCCUUAUUUUACUGAAUUUAACCCGAAAAUGGAACACCAAAAUUUCAAGGAUGCACAACAGCGUUUAGAGGAAAACCAUCGUGAAAAGGUAACAAAAGUAAUGAAAGAUUGGUCAGACCUUGAAGAAAAGUACCAAGACAUGAGGUCUUCAAAUCCAAGCGAUGCUCAAAACUUUAAGAAAAAAAUGACCCAACAAUUCCAGAUGUCAGUUCAGACAUUAGAAGACGAAGAAAAUGCAGCCAAACAUCAGCUAACAGCAAUGCAUCAGCAAAGAGUCUUAGAGAGAAUAAAUAGAAGAAAAAAGGAAGCUAUGAAAUGUUUUACACAAGCCUUAACUAAAACUAAUCCCGAUCCACAAAUUGUUGAAAAAUGUCUACAAAAAUUACUGCGCACCUUACAUAAAGAUCGAUCACACGCCCUAGCACAUUAUAGGCAUAUAUUGUCAUCACAAAAGAAUGGAAUUGAAGCUGCAGCGCCCGAAAGAGCAUUAACUUUAUCUCGAUUGGUUGAUAUCGAUAAAGCUGUAAAUCAAUCAAUGGCAAUGCUUAAGCGUUUCCCCGCAUUAUCUCACAAAUUGAUGCAAAUAAUGACUGAUUACGUUCAGGCACUCCGUUCCAAAGAUGAGACUCCCGGUUUAGUACUUGCCCCUAGCAAAGAAGCUGAAGAAUCUAUUUUAGACAAAUACAAGAAUGAGGUAUUACAAAAUUUGGCAGAAAAGGAACGUCAACGAUAUUCUGACAAGAAAAAGCUCCAACUCCGUAACAAGGAACACAAAAAAUUGAUGGAAGAAAAGCAAAACAAACAAACAACUACCACAGAAGCGGUUUAUCAAACAUCAACAUCACCUGACAAUUUCAAGAUGUCUGAUGAAACAGACUAUUUCAGUACUUCAACGGAGUCGUCCAGUGACCUCGCAAUUAAAAAACCAUUUGAGGAUGCUGCAACUGUUCUUACUUAUGAAGUUCCGGAACCAAAAGUUCAGCACGUUAUGGGGAACAAUUUCGGACAUGGAGAGAGUGAAUUCAAAACUUUACCAGGAAAGAGCGAAAUGAACAUAUUUUUGAUUACUGGAGUUUCUGCCCUUCUCAUUGGUACCAUCUUUGUUGUAAUAAAAUUAAAGUAUAAUUGUGUACCUCGUGGAUUUAUUGAAGUUGAUCAACAAAAGGUAAUUACAACUUCCCCAGAGGAGAAACAUGUAACAAUUAUGCAAGUGAACGGAUAUGAGAACCCAACAUACAAAUAUUUUGAAAUCAAAGAGUAAUUACGUGUGAAUAGCCUGUUAGAAUUAAUGUAAUAACAUAUAAGCAUCAUUACCGCUUUUAAGAUUUUGAUAUCUACAAGAGCAAUUUUAUGGCUUCGCUGUGUUCAUUAAUCAGCUCUAAGUUGAUAUUUUAGUUUAACACACUAGUUCAAAUAAUUCUGUCAUAAAAAUUAUUAUACAAAUAAUCCUGUAUAGUAAAUAUUACAAUAAAGCUUGUUUGUGGUGGCCGUAAAAUUACAAUAGAUUCACAAAAGUUUAGUUUUUUUAUUUAAAUAAAAUGCUCUUUAUUUUUGUUUCGAAACUUAACUUUGCAAUCACAUGAUUGAGACUAACUCCCAA
Molecule: messenger RNA, 2622 nt
Organism: Culicoides brevitarsis
Lineage: Eukaryota; Metazoa; Arthropoda; Insecta; Diptera; Ceratopogonidae
Gene: Appl
Product: amyloid-beta-like protein
Exons: 13
Coding region: 127-2283 (718 amino acids)
Biological process (GO): central nervous system development; axonogenesis
Cellular component (GO): neuronal cell body; neuron projection; membrane
Molecular function (GO): heparin binding; transition metal ion binding
Source: RefSeq, a predicted model, not a curated record